Messenger RNA from Colletotrichum tamarilloi, 5541 nucleotides. Its product is annotated as WD repeat domain-containing protein. Gene Ontology annotation, molecular function: protein binding. The record is from RefSeq and is a predicted model, not a curated record. Bases 1 to 5541 code for a protein of 1846 amino acids. The transcript has a single exon. Lineage: Eukaryota; Fungi; Ascomycota; Sordariomycetes; Glomerellales; Glomerellaceae.
AUGGCUCAUGCUUGGCUCGACUCCCUCUCCGAGGAUUGGCCCUCGCAAGCUGGAUCCGAGACUUCUCCAGCUCAGUUGCCGCCUCUGAAGCCGACAGAUAACAACAAUACACCAAGCGGGAAAGGAUCCGGUAGUCGCAUACCUCUCCCCGUCAGUAGGAUACGACCUUCGAGUGCUGGAAACAGCGACAAGAGUACUGGUGUCCUCAGCGAACGAAGCACCAAUGAUAUUAAUCUUCCACUGUCCCAAAGGGGCCCCUCGAAGCUUUCCCGCGAGAUCAAGCCCAACGAUCAAUCACGUCAAACAAGUCGCGCAUUCUCAGCCUCAACAAAUGGGUCUGUCAUUCAUAAUACUGUACAUCAUAAAUCAAUCAGGUCUUCUCCACUACGAGGAGCCGGCGACACUCCGGAAUGGAAGCGCAGGCUAGUGUACGGCGACGUCGCAUAUGGCGAACAACGAGAUCUCUUCUGUUCUGCAGCCACAGGUCUCGAAAACAUGUUCAAGCCGCCUUCUCCUCCCCAAGAUAAUUCCAUCGCCGAUCAGAGCGUGCGACAAAACACGACAAUGCCCUCUAGCCCGCCCUUUUUCCACCGCCAGCACGAGGACCACGGAGAUGACGAAGACGAAUCAGAUGGCAGGAGCCACAUGGAUCCAAGCCCGAGCCCGAGCCCUCGACCGCGCGCGCCGCACAUUACCUACAAGAUGACCGACGGCUCUCCCGAUCACAGCAAUCAAAGCCAACUCAGUCCGCAGCAAGAUAAUACCUUUGCACAGGAGUCAAGUCUGGCGGCUUCUGUUUCAGGACUUGCACCACCGAACGACGCUUCUAGGAAGACCAGCGGACAUAGUGUCAUCCGAAACGAGGAUUUUAGUCCGAUCGUCCUCACGCUGAUGCGCCAGAAGCAGGAUGAAGCAAAACAAACUUCCGCCCCCACCGAACUCCCCGUCGACCAGCUCCAGAAUCGCCUCGAGAAACUGCGCAUUGAUCAGAUGCUUUUGGACUCACAGGGUGAGCUCAAUUUCGAUAUGGACGGCAGUGUAGAAGAAGGGGACAGCGACAGAGCAGAGACGACCGAGGACUAUGCAAGAAAGGGAGGCUUCCUCAACACUCGGCGCGGUGGCCGGUCUGGUGAUGGGUCCUUCAGAUACAGAGGUCUCAGCCCUGGCAUGGGCGUUGACACGUCUGAGAUGCUUCCUGAAGAGUCUCUGCAGGCUAGCACACCCAAGCAGUUCCCAAGUGUACGAACGUACUCCCCCGGCUACACUUCGAUUCGGUUCGGGUCUCAGAGCCCACCACCACCGCGUGUGCCGAACCCGAGUCCGGAGAAACCCGGCACGUCGGGAACGAAUAGCACAAGUCCUUUGAAGUUGUUCGGCCCGUACGAUACAUUCACGAACCAGACGCUGCUCCGUCGCAUCAGUCAAUUCGAGGAUCAAACAUCUGGAUCAUCGCGGCAAUCUGUCAGCGGUGAAUUCGCCCCAGCUGCUAGAAACCGAAGACCGCAUACUGCUCCUGGCGACUACCUAUCCGUGCCAAAGCAAGAAACGGCCACGAGCUCCCGAUCUGUGAGUCAGUUUGGUGCGGGCGACCUCGAAGGUUAUCAAUUCAAUCAAGAGUUGUCCAUCCGGCUUGAGGAGGAGUCCCAAUUUUUCGAGGAUGACGAGGGAUCUGAACAUGAAUCGGAAGAUGAAGAGUCUGUCCUUCGAUUCGAGCAUGUCGCGGGCUCGCCGGUGCCAGAUGAGGCCUCGAUGUUUGUUCCCAGGAAGCGAGCAAAGUCCGGCACUACGACUGCCUCAUCUUCCAAGCACACACCAUCGGCCAGCGAAGGGAGCGUUCAAAGAGGUAAUGUCCAGUUCGCGGGAGCCGAGGCGUUUAUGCUAGGUACCCCACAGAGACGAGAUGCAUCUGAAGGGAAGCGACCACGUACCUCUCCAUCGAAGGACCCGACGCCGAAGCGGAGGAGGACACUUCACAAGUCAGACAUUGCGUAUGGGAGGGAAGAGCGGUAUGCACUUCUAGACACCGUCCAGGAAACCCAUGCUUUGAUGCAGAGCAUGAUGGGCAAGAAGCGCAAAGACGCUCGCCCAGGAAGCUUGCAACAAAGAGCACACCCCAGCGUGCUGGCCACGCGCCAUAUCCUACGCCCACGAACUCCGACCCCAAGCUCAAGGUCUUCCCUGCAAGCUGGCGAGUUUCCCUUCCAAGAUAACUUGCUCGAAGACUAUGCCGAAGACGAAGACGAAGAGCGGCCCGUACGACGCACCCCCCACCGUGGAUCCCAGUUCGCAUCCAGUGGCAAUGACCGCAGUGCUACACUCGACACAGACCGUAAGCCAUCUAUCAGAACUCAGGACUUCUUGGACGAGGCUGGCAAGAUCAUGGCCAUGAUCCGAAAUGGUGUGAAGGCCCCCAGCGGCCUGACCAGUGUGGAGGAAUCCGAUGCGGAAUACGGCGAACCUAGUCCUGCUUUUGACGACUCGUACGAGUCGACCAGGGAACCAUUGUCUCGACCUCCGAGUCGCGAAGGGAAGCCAGUGCAAAGAGCACCGCAACGCCAGGAAAACCCAGAGAUUCUGGAUUACCUCAAGAAAUACCAGGAGCUCAGCGACAUGGGAGACGUCAUCACAUCUUCGCUUAGAUCUAUGGAUCAAGCUCAAGAUGCGAUCCGAGCUGCGCAGGAGGUUGAGCGACAGAUCGAAGAGAGCAGUCGCUCUAGAAACAUUGUUGAUGACCUCCAGUAUCUUGGAGGAGACGAAACCAUCAGCGAUCCCCCGAACAUUCGUAUCUCCGCGAACCCGAAUAGACAGCGAGAUGGCUCUACCGACUAUGACGAUUUCGGUACUCACUCGUCAGGGGCAUCUACCAACAGGACCAUGCAUACUGGCUCCUCUCGAGGCUCUGAGUCAAGGAAAACGAUUGCGCCACAGAGUGUGUCGCAUCUGAUACCGGAUCAGGUCGGUAGCAUGUAUCUUGAUCGCCAACAAAACAUUUGGAUCAAACGGAGGGGCGAGAGCAUCCGACCUAAAAGUUCGCAUGUUGUCAUCCCGUCUGAGGACAGCGAAGACGACCCUUUUGCAAGCAUUCCUGACUUGUCCGUCGACAUUACCAAAGAGAUGCUACACUUGAGAUUGGUGACAGCACAGAAGGAGGCUGAAGAGCGGGAAGCCAACAUGACACAAUCACCAAAGGGCUCCAUGGACACGCCCCGGAGCUCAUCCGGCAGAGGCUUUGUGACGCUGUCGCCCGAUGCGGCACUGCCUCGGGAUAUUGCGCUACAGGCAAGAACGGAGAUCCACAAGCUUGAAAGCAAGGCAGGAGACGGAGACGUUGAGCACGAGAUCCAGCUCGACGAGGAUCGCAUUGUGGACUCCUCACCGUCCCGGAGACGAAUGACGAUAUCAUUUUCUUCGCCCAUUGCCUCUAUCAUACAGGAUGUUGCCGCUGAGGAUAUCGAUAGCCUCGAGGAUGACGAGGGCAGUUUCGUGGAUGCGGACUCGAUGAUUGAAGAGUCCAAACGAGGCAAAUACCAAAGCUUGACGAAGACUGCACGGCGGACUUUGCUGCAACCACGCCCGCGUACAGCUCCGGCUCGUGGUCCAUCCCGACAGUUUUCGCUUCGCGGCCAGUCAUUUGUCCCUCGGCCCGUCUCCCGAAUCGACGAAAGGGAAGAGGAUAGUGUCAUUGGCGAUAAUGCUGACGAGCGCCAAGUCAGUAUCCUGGGCGAGAACAGUGCUUUGAGCUAUGUCUCUCCCAAGAACCAAGAGAAGAGUCUAAGUUUCAUCAUCAAGACUCCCGGCAAGACAAGGAUGGGCGGUCUCUAUCCGGACGCAAGCGCCAUUAUCAGUCACAACGUUGGCAACUUGUCACUGAGCCCCAUGUCAGAAUUCACACUGAACCACCACGAAAAGUCAUUCGGCUUUGAAGUCAGCUACGUUGUGGAGGACCAGCGUCUUGUCACUGGCGACGGCUCUAAGAAGGUCUUGUCUUUGACUGUUCGUGAGCUCGUCGAUCGCCUGACGGAAAUUGAGCCAUUUGAGCCUUACUGGGAGGACUUCACGGAACUUGACAUGAGCGAGAAGCGAUUGUCGAGCCUCCACAUGCUGGACGAGUUCUGUGGUCGUUUGGUGAGCUUGGAUGCGUCUAACAACAGCAUCGGUCAUCUCGACGGAGUGCCAACUUCGAUCCGACAACUCAAGAUGACGCACAACAUAUUGACUGAGCUGACCUCGUGGGAUCAUCUCGCCAACUUGCAGUACGUCGACAUCUCCAACAACGACUUGUCCAGUCUGUCGGCGUUGAAGAACCUCGUUCAUCUCCGGAGCCUGCGGGCCGACAAUAACAAGCUCACCUCUUUGGAUGGCUUGAACCAGCAUGAUGGACUUCUCUCGCUGCGGGCACGAAACAAUCAGAUCGAGAUGGCCGAUUUCGAUGGCACCAGGCUGCACCGAUUGACCGAGCUUGACCUGACUGGCAACAAAGUUUCGGAGCUUCGUGAACUCGGACAGCUCUCUUCUCUGCAAACGCUCAAGCUCUCGAAGAAUUGCCUCGAAGCCUUUACUGCGGCAGAUGCCCAGGGUCUAGACGGUUUGCGCUAUCUUGACCUCAGCGACAACAAUAUCUUGGAGCUUGAUAUCAGUCGCUUGCCAGCUGUCCGCUUGCUCCAUGCCGACAGGAACCGCAUCAGUAAGAUUACUGGUUUUACCAAAGCCCGGCAUCUGGAUAGUCUGUCUCUAAGAGAGCAGCGCGGUGAUGUACAGUUGGAUCUUUCCUUCCUUUCUUCGGCGUACGAAGUCCGCAAACUCUUCCUUUCUGGCAACUACAUUGGCACUUUUGAGCCCAAGGUAGACUUCCUCAACCUACAGCUGCUUGAGCUAGCCAACUGCGGGCUCCGUUGCCUACCGGAAGGGCUCGGCCAGCUGAUGCCGAACCUGCGCUCGUUGAACCUUAACUUCAACGCCGUCGCAGACCUGUCACCCAUUCGAUUCAUUCCCCGGCUCAAGAAACUUCUCGUUGCCGGCAACCGCCUGGCAGAUUCGACGACAGUCACGGAGCUUUUGACGGACUUCCCGCACCUGACACAAUUGGAUUUGCGGGACAAUCCAAUCACGCAGGGCUUCUACCCGCCAGUCCACGUAACCGUGUCGGCAGACCAGGGUCACGUCGCAGACCCGUUCACGCUCCCUGAGGCUGACCCGGAGAGGGACGCCAUGUUUGCCCGGCGUCUCGACGAGACGACGCGUCUCCGGCGACGACUCUACCAGGUUGUUUUUGUGGGCUGCUGCAAGAAGCUGAAGCUGCUGGACGGGCUACCUGUCAAGCGCCAGCACAUGCUUGCCCGCGACCCUUCAUUCCAGGCGUUGGUGAAGGAAGGUCUGCUUCCUAGCGAUGUCGCCCAAGUUCCGAUUGUUGCUCCGGCAGCUGUGGCUGAAGCUCCGAGAGAGGCGCCGGCGCCGGCUCAGAGGCAAACGCCGGCGCGGGCACCCGUGUCCGUCAAGGCUGACGACAGCAGCCGGUGGAACGCAGAGGACAGCUUUGCUUGA